Beta vulgaris subsp. vulgaris (sugar beet) is the source of this 759-nucleotide messenger RNA. RefSeq lists its product as uncharacterized. Lineage: Eukaryota; Viridiplantae; Streptophyta; Magnoliopsida; Caryophyllales; Amaranthaceae. The transcript has a single exon. The record is from RefSeq and is a predicted model, not a curated record. Bases 1 to 759 code for a protein of 252 amino acids.
AUGACUACUAUAGAAGUUAUUAGUCCAUUAUAUUUGCACCUAUCUGGUGGAAAUAAUUUUAUGGCCAUAGAUAAACUUCAAGGAUCUAGAAAUUACAAAUCUUGGAAAAGAUAUAUGGAAAUAGUUCUAGCUUCCAAAAGAAAUCUAGGGUUUGUGACUAGAAGUGAGAAGAAAAAUACUACUGAUAAUGUGAAAGGUGAGGCUUGGGAAACUUGUAACAGCAUGAUAAUAUCAUGGAUUCUAGGAUCAGUGUCGGAGUCCAUAAAGAAGUCAACCAUGUUUGUGAAUAGUGCUCAUAUAAUCUGGAAACAACUUGAGCAAAGAUUUGCACUCACAAAUUGGUCUAGAAAAUACAAACUCAAUAAAGAGUUGUAUAAGACCAAGCAACAAGAAAAAAGUAUAAGUGAUUAUUAUACAAUAAUGAGGAGCACUUGGGGGGAAUUAGAAGCUUCAAACUCUCUGCCUCCCAUUAUAACUGUGACAGUAGAAGUAAAUGAGUUUGUGAAAGCUCUGAAUCUUCAACAAGAACAACAAAAGUUGUUUCAGUUUCUUAAUGGCUUAGAUGAAGCCUAUAGGACUCACAUGAGUCAAAUCUUGAUGAUGACUCCUCUACCUAGUGUUGAGAGUGCUUGCAGUUACCUGGAACAAGAAGAGGCACAAAGAGAAAUCUUGGGAAAAAUGACACAAGAACUUGUUACCUUAGCUAUGUACAACAAGGGGACAAGGGGAGAAUAUAGUGGGAACCAAGGCAUAACUUAA